Messenger RNA from Guyanagaster necrorhizus, 1266 nucleotides. Its product is annotated as kinase-like protein. Lineage: Eukaryota; Fungi; Basidiomycota; Agaricomycetes; Agaricales; Physalacriaceae. Gene Ontology annotation, molecular function: ATP binding; protein serine/threonine kinase activity. Bases 1 to 1266 code for a protein of 421 amino acids. The transcript has 6 exons. Gene Ontology annotation, biological process: protein phosphorylation. The record is from RefSeq and is a predicted model, not a curated record.
AUGCUGAAGGCGACACCGAAGAAGAGGGGGAGGAGGACGACGGUAAUCUUCCUGUUAUCAUGCUGUCAACGACAAGUUCUAACCCACUUCUUAGUUGACCUUACCGUUGCUACAACAAAAACCCUUAUUCGUCUGCGGCGAAACGACCUCGUUCGCCUAUGCGAAGUCCGAGACUUAGAGCCUGUAGGCACUAAACCUCAGCUUGCAGAAGCACUCCUGCAAUGGCGAGAUAGGCAAGCUAUCUCAUCGAGGUCUUCUUCGGGUACUAUACGUCCGCCGUCAACCAUCAAACGACGGCGACGUAGGCUCAACAGUUCUGACACCGUCUCUUCGCCUAUUCUCCUUCGCUCUGAGCGUAUCCAUGCGGACGAGCCGCGUACUCCACAGAUAUCCCAAGAGCCCGAGCUGGAGUUGGACCUUGGCACACUUGGCUUGGAGGACCGGGAGAUACCUCCCGACAAGCUUCAGAAAUUGGAGAAGAUAGGCAGCGGUGGAUUCAAGGAUGUUUUUAUAGGCAAAUUUAAGGGUAGGAGAAUCGCCAUUUCAGAAUUUCGAGGACAGCUCACUGCCAUGGAUAUCAAAGAAUUGAAAUUACUUGGAGGCUUUGACCAUCCGAACAUCGUUCGUUUCCUAGGUGUCAGCGUUCCCGAGAAUACCAAGGACGUUCCGGUCAUGAUGAUCAGCGAGCUUUGUUCGAACGGUGAUCUGUUUGAUUACAUUCGUAACGUCCAACCCCCCUCUUUGCAUAAAGUUUUGGUUAUGAUGUUAGAUAUCGCUCGCGGUCUAGAAUAUCUCCAUCUUCGAAAGCCUUCUGUCAUUCAUCGGGAUUGCAAAUCCUCGAACAUCCUCAUUACAUCGAAGGGAACUGCUAAAAUUGCCGACUUUGGUCUAGCCAAGGUCAAGCAAUCUACGCGAUCCAUGGUUCGGAGCCUAGUAGGUACAGUCAAUUGGCAAGCUCCUGAACUGUGGCAUGCCCAUCCCAAGUACAAUCAUAAAGUCGACGUCUUUUCUUGUGCUAUGGUGUACUGGGAGAUGCUCCAAUGGCGUCAGCCGGCCAAGAGGUUCCCUUGGGAGGGUAUGAACGAGCAUGCAAUCUACGAGAUUGUAGGAACAAAACGACAACGUCCUUCGAUAUCUGGCCUUCGAAAACUGUGGUGCCCUGAUAUCGUCGGUCUCAUCGAACGUAUGUGGGCCCACGAACACGAGAAACGCCCGACCAUGUCUGAAGUGGUUUCGGAACUUGAAGAUAUGAUUAAGCAAUGGUAG